AUGGGACUUGAUGCGAGCGGAAAAUGUUGUGAUAGUUUUUUCAAAACUUCAAAUUGCUUCGAUUCGUGCGACCAUCAGUUUCACUUGUGCUUUAAAAAGAAACCAAGUGAUAAGGACUGUACCCUCCGUGAAGUCAUGACAGAUUCCAUUUCAUCGAAUAGCAUCGAAUUUGGAGACAGAAUUACGAAUGUGACGAAUCCAGUUCGAAUCAAAUUUGACAAGUGGAAGGGGACCUUUGGUUUGAAGAUUACAGUAUCGGAUCACGAUGACAACGACAACGACCCUGUUGGUUCUAUUGAUUACGAAUUUAAAUCGAGCCAUCGGAUAAAAGAAGAGAAUCUCACUAAAGAACUAUUCAGCAUUACUUUUCGCAUCGAGAUAUCCUGUGAUAUUAAUUAUUAUGGAGCAGACUGUUCGACAUUUUGCCUGCCUAACGCUAUGUGCCAUUGCAUGGAAUCAGGCGAACUUACUUGCCGAACACCGCUUACAACAGAUAUUCCAACGACAACAGAAGUUACUGAGCCGCGUACCGCUAACCUAUUACAGUCAACAAAUCCCGAUUCAAGCACCCGGUCAACACCGGAAUCGUUAACAGAGUUUUUUGUUACUUCCGAACGGCUCCCCAAAACCAGAAAUUUGGGCAUGGAGACAUCGUUAGCGUUUGAAGACAUCACAACGAAAGCUCGUGUCCAUUCCACCUUACAAAGGAAUGCAGGUGGAGAACAAGGGAGAACGGUACAAGCACGCCAGACAAGAAUUCCUCCUGCGACGAAGGAUGGCUCGACUGUCAUUUUAAAUUGUACUCAUCUCACUCAGUUCAGCUAUAAAGAUUAUCAACAUAAAAUCAAAGAUCAUGAAGAUAUAAAUAUGUUUACCAUUGAACUCAGCAUCAAAGACGAAAAUGUACAUAUUGCUUAUUUACUCUUCAACACAAUUGGCAGUGUUUUUCCAUCGAAUAAAUGUUUACUGGAAAUAGUGAUGCUCACACAGGAUCUGGAUGUAAGAAAUGAAUCGAGAGAAAUUCUUGUAAAAUAUGUCGCUCGCUUUAAUGGUACUGGAUUCUACUUGCCGCUUUCAACUGAAGAAACGAUGCUCAAGCCUCUGUCUAAUUAUUCUGCUGAACUUUUUUACGCCCCGAGCACACCUAUUGAACAAAAGCUACCCAUUGUAUCCAAGAGUAUUUCUCGUUUGGUGGUCAUCAUCAUUGGUUCCUGUGCCCUGUUCGUCAUUUUCACGCUACUUAUGCUGGGAAUGUACUUCCUGUGUCAAAUUAAGUGA
This is a messenger RNA of Acanthosepion pharaonis, 1278 nucleotides long. The record is from the annotation of a GenBank genome assembly. Lineage: Eukaryota; Metazoa; Mollusca; Cephalopoda; Sepiida; Sepiidae.